Molecule: messenger RNA, 492 nt
Organism: Vicia faba (fava bean)
Lineage: Eukaryota; Viridiplantae; Streptophyta; Magnoliopsida; Fabales; Fabaceae
Source: the annotation of a GenBank genome assembly
AUGAUCUCUUGCCAUGACUGGGGACCGGGUCAUUUGCAUGGUAACAUAAGAUACUUACUACUCAGUACAUGGAAGAACAAAGACGAAAACGUUCAAGUUUACGAUGAAGAUUCUUAUCACACAAAGCUUAGAAGCAGCAGGUUUUGUUUGUGUCCUAGCGGUUACGAGGUGGCUAGUCCGAGAAUCGUGGAAGCUAUAUUUGCCGAAUGUGUGCCUGUGUUGAUUUCGGAUAGCUAUGUUCCGCCUUUUAGUGAUUUUUUGAAUUGGAAAUCGUUUUCGGUUCACAUAGAUGUGAAGGAAAUACCUAAUAUUAAGAAGAUACUCAUGGGAAUUUCAAAGAGACAGUACUUGAAGAUGCAGAGAAGAGUAAAACAGGUGCAAAAGCAUUUUGUUCCUAACGAGCCACCUAAGAGAUUUGAUAUUUUUCAUAUGACCAUUCAUUCUAUUUCACUUGGAAGGUUGAACAUCCGUAUUCAUGAUGAUGAUCAGUGA